Molecule: messenger RNA, 1104 nt
Organism: Guillardia theta CCMP2712
Lineage: Eukaryota; Cryptophyceae; Pyrenomonadales; Geminigeraceae
Exons: 3
Coding region: 1-1104 (367 amino acids)
Biological process (GO): L-cysteine catabolic process
Molecular function (GO): ferrous iron binding; cysteine dioxygenase activity
Source: RefSeq, a predicted model, not a curated record
AUGAAGGUGGAUGUCGUUCACUGUGCUGGGCACAAGCGCAAGCUCUGCUCGCUGGGGACGGGCGAGGUUGUGCAUGUCUUGAACUUUCGGGCACAUCCGGACAAGACGCAGGAGUUCGAGAGGAUCGCGCAGAGGCUGGCCCACUGCUUCUACCACAUGGAGUCGGGGAUCAGCGACGUACGGGUCUGCCAUCCCAAGUGCGGAGAGGUAUGCUUCGUGCUCACGUUCCUCAGCAAGAGCGACCUCGAGAGGUUCCAGGCCGGGCCCGAGCGCGACGCGACGGAGGCGCUGAAGUCAUGCAUCGAGGGGGGGAUCCCCUCGUUCGCGGUGUCGGGGACGCUGAUGCCGGAUACGCACACUUUCUCCUCCCUCCUCACGUUCCUCAAGGCCAACAUCAAGGGGAGCAACUACAACGCGCACGACUGCGAGGUUGUGAAGCGGGAGAUGGCGAAGUGGUUCCCGAGGAAGGAGGAGUACGAGAGGUACGUGUACUGGGACCCUGCCGACCCCACCAAGUACACGAGGAAUCUGGUGUUUGCCAAUGAGCACAUGGACGUCCUGCUCAUGUGCUGGCCGCCCCACUCGAAGAGCGCGAUCCAUGGGCACGAGGACAGCAGCUGCUGGGUGGUGCUGGUGGAGGGCGAGGUGCACGAGAUCCAGUACAACGUGCCGAAACUGGACAAGAAGUUCAUCGAGACGCAGAUGAAGAACCCGACGGGGGCGAUCGGGAGGUGCUCGAAGCUGCGGGUGAUCCACGAGGUGAAGCUUAGCGAAGACGGCCUGACCAACACGUACGCCAACGACGACAUCGCCGUCCACCGCAUCGAGAACAGGUCCGACCGGCCGGCCUUCACACUGCACGUGUAUGCGCCCGGGCUGAGGAAGAUGAAGAUCUUCAAGGACAGCGGGGAGGUGUUCGUCUACUCGGUCGCUUCCAUCCCCUACAUGUCCGAGCAUGGCAGUCGCACGGGGAGAUGGGGGAAAGACACGGACCCUGACGGCAUCCUCGACAUCGAGGCCUGGAACAAGAACCAGCUCGGCAGCUCUCCUGUCAUCUCCUCCAUGCCCAACCCCCCAGACAUGGAAGUUGGUCCUUCGAUCUGA